AUGCUGGAAUUCAUGGACUACAUCCAGCUGGCCUUCUCUGAGGCGACCAACUGGAACCGCGACAAUUCGUACUUGUCGUUGACUACCACGACGCAGUCAAUUCUCGAUUUUUCGACUCCAGAGCGACUGCGUGUACAUUUGUCGUCGCUUUCAACCCCCAAUUUUGGGACCAGCUACUCUCUUGGCACCGUUGGAUUGCUCGAUGGAUCUGUGUCGUACCUCUUCAGCACCGUGCCUUUCCAUAACACUCCUAGCCGAAGUGCAUUGAUCCCUCUUCGAAAGAUCUCUCCUGGCUACCGACAUGUGCAAGUACCUGUGGCUCCGGUACAAGCCUGGGGGUGGGGUUCUCUUCUAGAUGCAGUCAAUAUUCCCGGGAUCACGGACCCAAAACGCGAGGGUGAUCAUACCAAAGGCGAAGCAGUACAGCGGAAGGCGACUCUUCUCCAUGCCUCUCUACAUCUCCCAUCUCCGACCACUUUGAAUGCGCUUUUCUUGCGAAGGAUCUCUCCAACUAUGCAACUAUGUCUAGCCGUCUGCUCCACUCAAGGACCGCCAUUAUCUAAGUCCGCACCGCAAGCGUCAAUGCUAGCCCAAUUGUCUCAUGACACCGGAAAGUACUGCAAUGAGUAUCUUUUCAGCACAGAUAAUGCCCUAUUUGGCUGGCGCGGACUCUGGAACUUCGGUCCCGAUCCUAGAAAACCUCGUGCUAAUGCCUCGCCUGCAUUAUCGCUUCUUUCUAUGGGUGCGGAAGCGUAUUACUCUCCCACCUCAUCCUUGAUUGGCAUGUCUACUGGCUUGCGAUUCACCACACUCCCUGCCGCAACCCGGGUGCCUUCAUCCUCUUCUUCAUCCAGCCUUCCCACGCCCAUAUCUACAUUCCCCUACACGUUAACACUCACCUUGACCCCAAUCACUGGCUCUCUAUCAGCAACAUACUCUCUGAGUGCUUCGCCAAACCUUGCAUUUAGCUCCCGUUUCGGGUUCAAUGUCUACAGUUGGGAAAGUGAGAUGGUUGCGGGCUGCGAGCUCUGGCGCCGAAGCAACAAAUCCACUUUCUCUGCGGACGAUGACAUCGAAUGGGCCCGCCGCAAGAUGCGCCUGCAUGAUUUCUCCGCUUCCCUCCCGGGUUCUCCGCCAACCUCUCCACUCAUCUCCGACCCGGUUCAACCCGAACCCAUUAAAUCGGACGAUGGCAGUGAUGUCGAGGCCGGUGACUCAGUCAUUAAGCUCCGUGUUGACCAAUCUUGGAACAUGCGUUUGCUCUGGGAAGGCCGAGUUAAAGAGCUCUUGGUCAGCGCGGGUGUCGGGCUAGGCCCGGGAUCAUUCUCAGUGGCCCCGAAUGCUUCUUCGUCGGGUGGGUCAGUGCCCGGAGGUGGGCCAUCAUUUUGGCGCGGGGUUGGAGUUUCGGUGAUGUACUCUUCGUGA
This is a messenger RNA of Penicillium pulvis, 1425 nucleotides long. RefSeq names its product mitochondrial distribution and morphology protein 10. Bases 1 to 1425 code for a protein of 474 amino acids. Gene Ontology annotation, cellular component: ERMES complex; SAM complex. The transcript has 2 exons. The record is from RefSeq and is a predicted model, not a curated record. NCBI's taxonomy places the organism in Eukaryota, Fungi, Ascomycota, Eurotiomycetes, Eurotiales, Aspergillaceae. Gene Ontology annotation, biological process: mitochondrial outer membrane translocase complex assembly; protein insertion into mitochondrial outer membrane; phospholipid transport.